Molecule: messenger RNA, 1574 nt
Organism: Capsicum annuum
Lineage: Eukaryota; Viridiplantae; Streptophyta; Magnoliopsida; Solanales; Solanaceae
Product: malate dehydrogenase, mitochondrial
Exons: 7
Coding region: 195-1235 (346 amino acids)
Biological process (GO): malate metabolic process; tricarboxylic acid cycle
Cellular component (GO): cytoplasm; mitochondrion
Molecular function (GO): L-malate dehydrogenase (NAD+) activity
Source: RefSeq, a predicted model, not a curated record
UAUUUAUGUUAUUUUUAAAAAAAAUAAAAAUAAAAAUAAAAAUAAAAAUAAAAAUGAGAGUCCUCGAAAAUCACAAAGCUUUGACAGCCUUUUUGAUGCGAAUAAAUAGUGGACACACAGUCACACACCACAGUCCACAACUCGCAAUACAUUUUCCUCCGCCGUAACAUUUUUACCUUUUCCCACAAUUCCAAAUGAGGACUUCCAUGUUGAAAUCCAUCGUUCGCCGGACCUCCACUUCCGGCGCAUCCUAUGUUUCCCGCCGGGGACUCUCAUCGGGAUCCGCGCCGGAGAGGAAAGUCGCCGUUUUAGGAGCUGCCGGCGGGAUCGGCCAGCCUUUAUCACUUCUAAUGAAGCUUAAUCCUUUAGUAUCUAGACUUGCACUGUAUGAUAUCGCCGGUACUCCUGGUGUUGCCGCUGAUGUUAGUCAUAUCAACACCAGAUCUGAGGUUGCAGGUUUUGCAGGAGAAGAGCAGCUAGGGCAGGCUCUAGAAGGAGCUGAUGUGGUUAUCAUCCCUGCUGGGGUGCCCCGAAAGCCUGGUAUGACUCGUGAUGACCUGUUCAACAUUAAUGCGGGUAUUGUUAAAUCUCUUUGCACGGCCAUUGCUAAGUAUUGCCCCAAUGCUCUUGUCAAUAUGAUCAGCAAUCCUGUGAAUUCCACUGUCCCAAUUGCUGCCGAGGUGUUUAAGAAGGCUGGAACUUAUGAUGAAAAGAGGCUCUUUGGAGUUACCACACUUGAUGUGGUUAGGGCCAAGACUUUCUAUGCUGGAAAAGCCAAAGUAAAUGUCGCUGAGGUCAAUGUCCCAGUAGUUGGUGGUCAUGCUGGCAUAACUAUCCUCCCCUUAUUUUCUCAAGCCACUCCAAAGGCAAAUCUAUCAGAUGAGCAGAUUGAGGCACUCACAAAGCGAACACAAGAUGGUGGCACAGAAGUUGUUGAGGCCAAGGCUGGAAAGGGUUCGGCCACCCUCUCAAUGGCCUAUGCUGGUGCUAUUUUUGCCGAUGCUUGCUUAAAGGGGUUGAAUGGCGUUCCCGAUGUUGUGGAGUGUUCUUUUGUGCAGUCCAACGUGACGGAGCUUCCCUUCUUUGCAUCCAAGGUGAGACUCGGGAAAACUGGAGUGGAGGAAGUCCUAGGCUUGGGCCCACUUACAGACUACGAGAAGAAAGGACUUGAAGCUCUUAAGCCAGAGUUGCUCUCCUCCAUUGAAAAGGGAAUCAAGUUUGCCAAUGCAAGCUAAAAUCAAGUUUAUGAUCUAGUUCUCCAAUGACAGUUUUGGAUCCUUUUGGGCAAUUGUGUUGUGUAUCCCCUGCAAGUUUCUUGCAGUCGGAGGCAUAGAUUUAGUUCUUUCGAUGUACACCGAUGAUUCUAGAAAAUAAUGAUUGGCAAACUGGUGGCAAUGCAUUUGCCUUAGCGUGGAGGUGUUAUUCUCACAUAGAUCAUUUUUCAAUUACGGUUAGAUGCAAGGCAGUUGGUGUGCGAUGAAGAAUGUUCAUGAACAAUUACUGUAUUUAAGAACAGUUUAACUCUUUCAGUCAUUAUAUUUUUGAAUGCAAUCGGGCAUUAUUUGGAAUCUCAA